Molecule: messenger RNA, 603 nt
Organism: Gigantopelta aegis
Lineage: Eukaryota; Metazoa; Mollusca; Gastropoda; Neomphalida; Peltospiridae
Exons: 1
Coding region: 1-603 (200 amino acids)
Source: RefSeq, a predicted model, not a curated record
AUGUAUUACUUUUCCGAUGGUGGCAGUGUUGGCAGUGAUGGUGUUAACUUUUCCGAUGGUGGCAGUGUUGGCAGUGAUGGUGUUAACUCUUCUGAUGGUGGCAGUGAUGGUGUUAACUUUUCUGAUGGUGGCAGUGAUGGUGUUAACUUUUCUGAUGGUGGCAGUGUUGGCAGUGAGGGUGUUAACUUUUCCGAUGAUUGCAGUGUUGGCAGUGAUGGUGUUAACUUUUCUGAUGGUGGCAGUGUUGGCAGUGAUGGUGUUAACUUUUCUGAUGGUGGCAGUGAUGGUGUUAACUUUUCUGAUGGUGGCAGUGUUGGCAGUGAGGGUGUUAACUUUUCUGAUGAUUGCAGUGUUGGCAGUGAUGGUGUUAACUUUUCUGAUGGUGGCAGUGUUGGCAGUGAUGGUGUUAACUUUUCUGAUGGUGGCAGUGAUGGUAUUAACUUUUCCGAUGGUGGCAGUGAUGGUGUUAACUUUUCUGAUGGUGACAGUGAUGGUGUUAACUUUUUCGAUGGUGGCAGUGUUGGCAGUGAUGGGGUUAACUUUUCUGAUAGUGGCAGUGUUGGCAGUGAUGGGGUUAACGAAAGUCCUAGAAUAGGUCACUGA